UAAAGAGAUAGAGAGUGAGAGAGAGAGAGAGCGAGAGAGAGAGAGAGGGAGGGUGGAAGUUCCUUCGUAGUGGAGAGGGAAAUAAGAGGAUAUGAAAAGGGGCUGCGAGAGGUGGCAGGCCAGCUGCUAAGCUCAGAGCGCGUUGAUUCGUCUCGAUAUCGACUGCGUGGAUUAUGAAUUUUUUCGAGCUCGUACGUGAGUGGUUGAAAAGAGAAGAAGGAGAAGAAGAAAAAGAAGAGGAAGAAGAGGAGGGGGAGGAAGAAGUGGAGAAGAAAAAAUUUCAAGGACGAUUCGAAUAACGGUGAGAUAGCAAAAGGGUUAAUAGGAUGAAGUCGGAAAGUAAUAACGGAUACAUCAGGGCUAAUGUUAUCCCGGAACAAAAUGAACCCACGUCUCCCAUGGGACAAGACGUUUCAUUAACCGGAAGUCCACUUCAGGUUACCUAUGGGCCGAGAGGUGGUACAACAGUGACAAGCGUUCUUCGUCCAACGAAUACGAGAAGACAGGUUGCUGGAAUAACACGAGCAACUUCGGUAACAAGAAGACGAAGUGGGGCUCCUGCUAGGCAACAAAUGUUAGGCAUAUUGGCUAUCACAUUGCUCGGCAUUUCUCUAUUAACUUUACUUGUCUUGGUAUUGAAUACAACGCGGGAAUGCGUCCAAGAGCCACGUCCGAACGUGUGCAUGUCCGAAGAAUGCGUGAGAACCGCCGCAAGUUUGCUCUCAGCGAUGGACCAGACUGUUGCACCCUGUGUUAACUUUUUUCAAUACGCAUGCGGUGCUUGGAAUCGUUUGCACGUGAUACCAGAGGAUAGAAGUUCCAUCAGUACCUUCGAGGUACUAGCUGAUCAACUCCAGAUCAUUCUGAAACGUGUCCUCGAGGAAUCACCGAACGAGAACGACAAUCAUGCAACUCUGAAGGCCAAAAUGUUCUACAAAUCGUGCAUGGACAUCCCACGCAUACGGGAGAUCGGUGACAGACCUCUGAAGGAAACAUUGACAGCACUUGGUGGUUGGCCAGCAGUUAUUGGAGCAUCUUGGGAGCCACCACCUUAUCCAAUCGAGGUUCUCUUGGGUCGUCUACGUGGUGAAUACAACGAGGGCGUUCUAAUGGAGCAAUGGGUUGGCCCAGACGACAAGAAUUCCUCAACCAACAUCCUGCAGCUGGAUCAAAUGCAGCUGGCAUUACCCAGUCGUGAUUAUUAUCUGAAGAAGAACAGCGAGGCUGAAUUGGAUGCUUAUCAUCGUUAUAUGACCAACGUGGCUGUUUUGCUUGGCGCCAAUCGUGAAAAUGCAGCACUCGAGUUUAAUCGCGUGAUCGCCCUUGAAAAACAACUUGCCAAUGCUUCGUUGCCCGAGGCCGACAGGCAUGAUACCUCAAUGAUCUAUAGAAAGUUAACGUUGCGGGAACUACAGGAAGAGGUGCCGCAACUUAAAUGGAAAGUUUAUCUCGAGGAAUUCAUAAGCGCACCGAUUACCGAGGACGAGCCACUAGUGGCAUACGCGAUGCCCUAUUUCCUUCAAAUGGGUCGUAUCGUACAAAAAACCGAUCGCAGGACAUUGCACAAUUAUAUAUUAUGGCGAUUGGUGAUGUCCAUAAUGCCGCAUAUGAUAGACGAGUAUCAGCAAAAGAGAAUUGAAUUUCGUAAGAUAUUAUCAGGAAUUCUAAGCGAGAGAAAUAGAUGGUCCCAAUGCGUCGAAUGGACCAAUAAAAAUCUUGGAAUGGCUGUGGGUGCACUUUUCAUACGUGACAAUUUUAAUCACGAGAGCAAGGAAACAGCAUUGGAAAUGAUACGAACUAUACGCGAAGCAUUUAAUGAAUUGCUAGCCGAGAAUCAAUGGAUGGACGAUGAAACCAGGACCGUUGCCAAAGGAAAGGCUGAUUCAAUGAAUGAGAGAAUCGGUUAUCCAGAAUUUUUGAAGGAUCCGGUCAAACUUUCCUUCGAAUACGUGACGUUGAACAUAACGGAGGAUCAUUUUUUGGAAAAUGUUUUGGCGGUACAUAAAUACGACGCAUAUCACAAUCUUCAAGAAUUACGUCAACCGGUUGACAAGGAUAAAUGGUCCACGGAGCCAGCCGUGUUAAAUGCGUUUUAUAAUCCAAAUAAAAAUGACAUAGUAUUUCCCGCUGGUAUACUGCAACCGCUUUUCUACUCUCAGCACUUUCCUAAAUCAUUGAAUUACGGUGGAAUCGGUGUUGUGAUUGGUCAUGAAAUAACUCACGGAUUCGAUGACAAGGGACGACAAUUUGACAAGGAUGGCAAUAUGAUGCAGUGGUGGAAUAAUGCGACCAUUAAAGCAUUUCGAGAGAGGGCACAGUGUAUCGUAGAUCAGUACUCCCGUUACAAAUUACAAGAAGUUGAUCUUUACAUAAAUGGCCGAAUGACACAAGGUGAAAAUAUCGCUGAUAAUGGUGGAUUAAAACAAUCGUUUCGUGCUUACAAAAAGUGGGUUUCUAUACACGGAGAGGAACCAUUGUUACCUGGCGUGAAUUUAACUCACGAUCAACUUUUCUUCCUUAAUUAUGCACAAAUUUGGUGUGGCUCGAUGAGACGAGAGGAUGCACUAACGAAAAUACGCAGUAGCGUACAUUCACCGGGUCCGGUGAGAGUGUUGGGCCCGCUUUCAAAUAGUGAGGACUUCGCUAAGGCCUAUAAUUGUCGACCAGGCUCACCGAUGAAUCCAACGCGUAAAUGUAGCGUCUGGUAAAAAUGUUGACUAAGAAUUAUUAAAAGAAAAGAAAAAAAAAAAAAAAAAAAGAAAAAAAGAAACCAAAAAGAAAGUAAAGAAAAAGAAAGAAGAAUAAAAAGAUUUUUUUCGAAAGAUCUGAUCCAUUUGAAGGAUUUAUAAAAUAGAUAAAUACUUCAUGAGGAUACAGAGGAACGAGGUUCUCCUUGAUGUCAUUGCAGUACAUCCAAUAUGGAAUCCAUCUUUCGUGGUAGCCAUUUUGUCGGCCGCCAUUAAACGCGCAUAUCGAACUUUACACUUUUUUUCAUGAAAAUAAUGCAAUAAUAUAAACAAAGUCGAAGGAAAAAAAA
Messenger RNA from Vespa mandarinia (Asian giant hornet), 3037 nucleotides. RefSeq names its product neprilysin-1. The record is from RefSeq and is a predicted model, not a curated record. Lineage: Eukaryota; Metazoa; Arthropoda; Insecta; Hymenoptera; Vespidae. Gene Ontology annotation, molecular function: metalloendopeptidase activity. Gene Ontology annotation, cellular component: plasma membrane. Gene Ontology annotation, biological process: protein processing.